AUGUCCGGCAUACAGACCUACACAUCUGCGCCCCUCAAUUCCAACAAGGAAGAGGACUCUACUCCCACCCAAGCAACCACCUCAAACCUCGAACCCGCCACCGCAACCGACGCUUCAACAACAGCAACCACCGAUCUCCCAAACCCCUCAGCACCAGCUACAGCCACAGCCACAGCACCAUCCUACUCUCCCAUCCCUGCACCAGCGCAGAAUGCCCAGCCAGGCGCCGCUCCCAGCCUCCCAACACCAACACCAGCAUCCGCCACUGCUGCCCCAUCAGCAAACUUAACCGGCACUCCAACAACCACCCUGCCACCAACCUCGUCCUCCCCAGCACCACCUCAACCCGGCGCCGUCCCAACCGCAACACCUCCAAACCAACAAGCACAAUCCCCCGUACCCCCCCCACCGAAGGCAGGCGAAGCCAUCCCACAACAUCCUCCCACCCACCCAACAGGACCGGCGCAGGCACAGGCACCGCCGGCCGCAUUCACACAGUCCUACUCCUUCCACCGCUCCCCACAGUCCCACCACCCCCCAAACUCUACCUCUUCGCAGCCCGGUCUCCCUCUGCAUAGCGGUGGGAGUGGUGGUGGUGGAGGCGGCGGUGGUGGCGCGGGGGAUAUCUUCCCUGACGAAGAAGAGGGAUUUAUGGGAACGGCUAGGUCGUGGAUGCAGAGUGCUGGGACGAAGUUGGCGGAGGUUGAGGCUGAGGUGUGGAAGCGGAUUAAUGAUGCACAUGGUAAAUAG
This is a messenger RNA of Penicillium waksmanii, 750 nucleotides long. RefSeq lists its product as uncharacterized. Bases 1 to 750 code for a protein of 249 amino acids. NCBI's taxonomy places the organism in Eukaryota, Fungi, Ascomycota, Eurotiomycetes, Eurotiales, Aspergillaceae. The transcript is spliced from 2 exons. The record is from RefSeq and is a predicted model, not a curated record.